This is a messenger RNA of Ostreococcus lucimarinus CCE9901, 1479 nucleotides long. RefSeq lists its product with no specific name. The record is from RefSeq and is a predicted model, not a curated record. The transcript has a single exon. The coding region runs from base 1 to 1479 and encodes 492 amino acids. Gene Ontology annotation, molecular function: 2 iron, 2 sulfur cluster binding; chlorophyllide a oxygenase activity. NCBI's taxonomy places the organism in Eukaryota, Viridiplantae, Chlorophyta, Mamiellophyceae, Mamiellales, Bathycoccaceae.
AUGACGCGCGCGGGCGCGGCGACGCGGCGACGCGCGCUGCAGACGACGGAGGACACGCCCGUGAGCGCGGAGGCGAGGGCGGAGGCGUACGAUUGGCGCGCGCACUGGUACCCGGCGGCGUACGUCGCCGACGUGGAGAAGGACGCGCCGCUGACGUUUACGCUCCUGGGCGAACCGCUGGUGUUCUGGCGGGACAAGAGCGGCGAGAUGCGCUGCGUCGCGGAUAGGUGCCCGCACAGGUUGGUACCGCUGAGCGAAGGACGCGUCAACGAGACGGGUGAGCUCGAGUGCGGGUAUCACGGGUGGACGUUUACGGGAGAGGGUAAGUGCACGUCCAUUCCGCAAAUCGAGCAAGGGACGGGUUUGGAGACGGCUUUGAAGUCUCCGAGAUCGUGCGUCGCGGCGUACCCGACGAAAGAGGCGCAAGGCAUGCUUUGGGUGUAUCCGACCUCGAUGGAUAAAGCGCCGGCGACGCUGCCAGAUUUGCCGCUAAUCCCAGAGUACGACGACCCGGAGUGCGUGUGUCAAGACAUCUUUCGGGAUCUUCCCAUGGAUUGGGCGACUUUGCUUGAAAACGUCAUGGAUGUUAGUCAUGUGCCGUUUACGCAUCACAACAGCGUUGGUAAGCGAGAAAAUGCGACGCCAGUGAAUUUGGAAUUGGCGAGCGCCGCGGGCGUCACGGCGAACGGAUUCGAAGGGAUAUGGAAGGAAGGUCCGAGGAAAGGUAAAUAUGGGUCUCAAUACACCGAGUUCAAAGCACCGACGUUAAUGCGCCACACGCUCAAGACGGAGGCUUUCACGACGCUCACCGUCGUGUACGCGGUGCCGACGACACCCGGCCGAUGCCGACUUAUGGCGCGAUUUCCAUUCAUCUUCAAAUCGGCGUUGCCGCGAUUCUUUUUCGGUCUUUACCCGCAAUGGUUCUCGCACACGAAUCAAAAUGCAAUUUUAGAGGAUGACCAAAUCUUCUUGCACAAGCAAGAGCGAUUGAUCGAGGUUGAGCAAAAAGAAGGCAAGUCAUACGCGCAGUCGUGCUACAUGCCCACCAAGGCAGACGUCUACGUUUCGGCGUUCCGCAAGUGGAUUGUCGACGUCGCCGGCGGCGGUCCAGCGUGGCCGAAGGAUAUGCCCACUGAUUUGCCACCGCAAGAAACCACGCGCGAGGCUUUGCUCGAUCGCUACCAUUCGCACACGAUAAACUGCAAGUCGUGCGCCAGCGCUUUGGCGAAAAUCGGCAAGGCGCGAAAGGCGCUUCGCGUGCUCACCUUUGUCGCUCUCGCCGCUGCCGUGGCGACUUUUGCGCGAGCAGUACCGUUGAAGUACACGAUCGCCUUGUCGGUACUAUCCGCCGCGUGCGCUUUGGUUCGCGAGAAACUCGGCGCGUUUGCCGCGAAGAUGAAAAUCGGGCCGUAUCCGCCACCGCGCAGACCGCCAUCCAUGAUGGAGGCAGCGUUGCAACAAGCGCGAAUCGCGUUUUAA